Messenger RNA from Porites lobata, 549 nucleotides. The record is from the annotation of a GenBank genome assembly. NCBI's taxonomy places the organism in Eukaryota, Metazoa, Cnidaria, Anthozoa, Scleractinia, Poritidae.
AUGUGGCGAAGUAAAUUCUCUUCGGAAAACAUACGAUCAACUGGUCAGUGGAAAGGUCAAGAAAGAACGGGCAAAGACAUUAUUCAGUUGUACAACAACGAAUGUAAAGCCCAGAGGGAAAGACACAGAAAAAUUCUUGAAAUACAGAGAAAAGCGAGACGAAAGGACGAACCUAAUCGCAAAUUACUGGAAUUACAAGCGAAGGCUGCGGAAAUACGACAAAAUUCUCAGACGAAAGCAAGCGUUAUUAAAUUGCCACCUAUACCGAUCCAGAGCCAAACCGUAGUUACGCGAAGAGGAAUUUACAAGCAAACUGCCGUAAUGGGAACAGAUGAACACUUUUUACCCAAUAUUGGUGUCAUCAACAAUUCAAGGGUUAUAACGACAAACCGCGGCGUUACAAAGAAGUCGGAUCCGUCGCGAGAUCCGAGAUUUCAAAGUUUAAUUGCAUGUUUGUUGACCAGCGAAGAAUAUUUUGGUGACUUGCAGAGGUAUGCUCCUCCUAGGAAGGAGAUUGCUAGACAAAAGCGUGUAGGAUUAAGCUUCUGA